AUGGCGGCGACCGAGGAGGCGGCAUGCACAAGUGAACCAGAAUUGGUUUGCAAAAAAGGUGCAACAUCCGUGGUGUGGAGCUGGUUUGGUUUUCGCCCGUCGGAUACACGGCAGAACACUAUUUUUUGCAAAAUAUGCAAGCGGUCCGUCGUGGCGAAGGGAGGAAACACCACGAACCUGUUUCACCAUUUGAAGCAAAAGCACUUACUGGAGUACAACAAAGCUGUAAAAGCACGCGAGGAGGCGUCUGCAUCAACUGAUGAUGUGAUUUUCAACAACGACCUGUUAAAAGUAAAAGACAAUGACACUCAGCUGACCAAAGACAUCAAAACAGCAAUACUUGACUACAUGAACAAAAGCUACAAAGACAGUGUCACAGAGAGGCUUAUUAACAUGGCUUCUCUCCUUGAUCCACGCUUCCGCACAGAAUAUCUCAGCGAGAGUGAAAGUGAAGCCAUCAAAGUCCAAGCCAUCAGUGAACUGGAGCCUCUUGUGUACCAGGGUAGCACAGCUAUAGGAUUUAAAGAGCGGCCUCCGCAUGCUGUGCCCAGCAGCUCAGCUGUGAUCUGUGGCUUUGGGGAGUUCUCAUUAGGCGUUAGCAGGCCCCAGAUCGAAGAAACCUAG
Molecule: messenger RNA, 624 nt
Organism: Knipowitschia caucasica
Lineage: Eukaryota; Metazoa; Chordata; Actinopteri; Gobiiformes; Gobiidae
Source: the annotation of a GenBank genome assembly